Aedes albopictus (Asian tiger mosquito) is the source of this 1065-nucleotide messenger RNA. RefSeq lists its product as uncharacterized. Lineage: Eukaryota; Metazoa; Arthropoda; Insecta; Diptera; Culicidae. The transcript is spliced from 3 exons. The record is from RefSeq and is a predicted model, not a curated record. The coding region runs from base 477 to 1031 and encodes 184 amino acids.
AGCAUGUAAAAGUAAACUUUUUAAAUUCAUAUCAACAUAAACACUUCGAACAAACUUUUCAUCAUGCAGCUGCAAAAUAAAGAUAAUAAAUCCCACGGUCUUCGAAUCACCCAACUGUAACCUUAUACUUGGAACAUUGACAAAGUUCAACACAAACAACCAACACAGCUGAAACCCAACAAUGUUUCCUAAGGUGACUAACUUGCUUUGACGGCUUUGCUGUUGUUCUUGAAACCAAAACCGUUAUAAUUCGUCUGCUACCAACACCGGACGACAUGGCUUCAUGGGUAGAAAAAUCAAACCUUCGUCUACCACGUGACUAACUCGGCCAAACAAACGUAGGUAACAGUUCAAACAAAAAAUGUCAAACAAAACUGCAGAUACCGCGCCCUCAGCGGGGAAAUGAUUCUAGUACACGUCCCGAACGGCGCUCAUUCCUGCUCAGAUAGUCGAACCAGCAAUCAUCAAACGCGGCGAUGAAGUUCAGUUUUACGAUUUUGGGAGCCGGAGUGCUGCUGGGCACGUGCUUCCUAAUACAGUUUUCUACGGUGGAAACGGCUGCCAUAGUGGACCAGGGCAGCGCCCACUUCAAAGCCCAACAACAAUCCUGUAGCGAUCUGUGCGGAUUCUGUCCGUCCUGCAAUGGAUUCUACUGCGGUGAGGAGUGUAUCUGCGAAUGCCAGCAGGAUGCCAAUGAACAUGCCCAAUGUAUCAACAAAAUCGUGGAGAACAGUGACAAACUCGGACUGAUGUACGACGUGCUGAUCCAAUUGCCGAGCAGUGCAGGAAGUCACGGCGGAAUCCCCACCAGUAGUUCCACUCGUUUCUCGCGUGGCGCGGACCCAGGAAAGCACCACCACGCCGUGAUGGACGCGGAUGACAUAGCCACAUUCAGGAAGGUGUUGGAGUUCAUCAAACUGCCGGUGCAACUAUCUCAAAUGGGGCUCCCGACGAAGUUCAGGCUCAAUUCCCACUCGAACCGGCGACACCACCACGACAUGGGGAUGCACGGCAGAAGAAUGUCACACUAGCGGGCGCGAAUCGAUAGGGUGCGACGGGAACGAG